This is a messenger RNA of Ylistrum balloti, 1973 nucleotides long. Its product is annotated as 5-hydroxytryptamine receptor 1F-like. The record is from RefSeq and is a predicted model, not a curated record. NCBI's taxonomy places the organism in Eukaryota, Metazoa, Mollusca, Bivalvia, Pectinida, Pectinidae. Gene Ontology annotation, cellular component: membrane. Gene Ontology annotation, biological process: G protein-coupled receptor signaling pathway. The coding region runs from base 1 to 1257 and encodes 418 amino acids. The transcript has a single exon. Gene Ontology annotation, molecular function: G protein-coupled receptor activity.
AUGAAUUUGUCGACGAAUGUUACGUAUUCGUUAGAAGACGAAGAUUACGAUGAAUUCAGGAAGACUGGCAUUCCUAUCACUGUUUAUCUGAUAGUUCUGUGUGUCCUGGGAACAAUUGGAAAUGUCCACGUGUUUCUGGUGUAUUUACUGAGAUACAAAUCAAACAUCUAUAAAACGUUUGUACUAUGUUUAGCUGCGGUGGAUUUUCUUGGGUGUACGUUCUGUAUUCCAGCGUCACUGUACAUCAUCAGACACCCGAACACGAUACAGUCUUUGGCGUUCUGUAAGAUAAACCGCGCUAUUACCUAUUUCGUGGGAGCAUAUUCACUGCUGCUUCUGGACUGCAUAGCUGUGGAACGUUAUAGGAAGGUAUGCCAGGCUACUCGUGCCCAAUUCACCAUCAAAAUAACACGUAUUGUGUGUGCUAUUAACUUCGCAUUCGUCGUUAUCGUGAUUGUUAUCCCCGUAACAAUCAUUUAUGGAAUCAACCAGAAGACAACCAAGGCCCAUUCACUGACUGGUUAUGAAUGUACUGUGUUAGAAAGUUUCAAAAAUGCAACUUUGACUAAGAUAUACAGGGGGUUUGUAUUCCUCAUCUUCCUAGCUUUAGUGAUAGUCUCUGUUGUGCUGUAUAUUCUGAUCGGAAAGAAGAUCUACACCCAUAAGAACAAAACGAGUACAUCAAGUAAACAGCAUGCCAUGUCGCAAUUGAAACAAAACGUUUGUAAAUCAGUAUCAUCUGAAGACGGCGAAAACCAAACAAGGACUUCUGAAGUUGAGCCCAUGAACUCGACAAAGGCUUUAAAUGACAAAUCUGAAUCGGCUAUAGUAACAGAGAAAUGUGUUAUUACGACAGAUCCACGUAACCCUGAGAUUAAGAGAAACAAAUCGGAGCGAGAAAACCAGACACGAGCAACGACCGGAACAGAAAAGAAAUAUCUUCACACAUUGAAUGAGAGAAAGCGAAAGAAGCUUGACAGAAGUAGAAAUAUAACUAUGAUAUUCUUAGUUGUGUCAAUUCUCUCCUUCGGGGGUUACCUCCCCUACCUAAUAACCACCUUGAUACGAAAUAUCAGCAGAUCUACGUUCGAGAACUUUGCAGAAAAUUAUGAAACUUUGGACAUAUUCAUUCGUUGGAUGAUAUUCCUCAACAAUGCCAUAAAUCCCCUUGUUUAUGGCUUUAUGGACAAAAAAUUUCGAAGCGAACUCCAGACGUGUUACGUUAGAAUGGCCAGGUGUUCAUCUCCAUGGUCGUAAUCGUAAACAUUGAAUUAAAUUAUUAAUUUCGUGCAAUGAAUGAAAUUUACGCAACAGCAUUCAAACUUAAAUCUCUUUCAUAUGUUAUAUUUUAUUCAAUUAUAGAACUUUCACCUAAACUUACGGUCUUCGUCCGGAAACACAAAUGAGUUGAUGUUUCUGUUGUGGAGUUGUAACGGAAAUCUGCCUGAGAGUUUUCACAAAUGUCUCUGUUAAUGACAUCCUGAGAGUUAAACGCUGACAUGUCAUUGGUGGUUCGUUUCUUCGACUAUAACUAAAUUCGCUGAAGUCAAUUUCAUAGAUAUAGUAUACAUUAUGAUACAACACAAUUAUUCAUAAAAAAUAUCUCGGUAACUUAAUUUGCUGAAGUACUUUAUAUGGUAAUAGAUUAGCAGACCAAUGGUACAAUCAUUUACAACAUGGUUAAUCGUAAUAGCUGCAUUUGUAGCAGAUUUCAUUUUGUAUAUAUAUCUUUGUUAACCUGGAGAAUCAUCUCUGUCAGAACGUAGUAUGUUGAUAUAUUUUCUUUAUUGUUUUCCGUCAAUGAAAUAUGGAUAAAAUAUAAGAAUUAAGCGUAAUUAUGUCCCUCGCUUGUCCUACUUCAUUAGUGUACUUGUGUAUGGCCAUUUUGAGGCAAGAUGGACAAUAUUCGAAACGUCAUGCUACCCAACCCCAAAAUACCUUAUAUCUAAAUUGAUUUAUGUAAAGUAAUUGUA